AUGCGCUCCACACUUGUCGCCUUCCUGCGGACUUGCUCUCGUGAAGGGAAUCUGGACACUUAUCGCCUCGCCCAUGAGAAGUCCUGGAUCGUGCUUCGUGAAGAUGCGGAGCUCCCCGUGGCCCCGGCUCGGCUCCCCGUGGCCCCGGCUCAGCUCCCCGUGGCCCCGGCUCAGCUCCCCGUGGCCCCCGCUCAGCUCCCUCAGCUCCCUGUGGCCCCCAAUCAGCACACAUUGGCUCCUGGAGAAAGUUCCACGGCCACUAAAGCAAGAAUAUCAACAUACAGGAAAUCAUGCCUGAACUGCGGCAUGAUUUACAGAUACCAGGAGUGGGAUGAGGGUAUCCACAACUUUGAUGACCACAUCAUCCUGUCUCUGCACUUGUGCCUGAUGGUCAGGAAUGCACUACAGACCCAUACAGCUAUCAGUAAAGUGAUAGAAAUUAUAGAGACAACGGAAAAGGUGUCCUUUCCAAACAAGGAAAGAGUUCUGCAGGCAUACCUCCACUUUGAGGCCCUAACCGACCAUGAGUACACGUACAGUUGUGUGUCAUGUGGAAACAACCCAGCAGUUGUUGUUAUGGACCUCCACAAAAAAGGCGUUUUCAAUAUGCCAGAUGGACGGAAGAACCCUUUCGUUGUGCCCCCGAGCUAUCAUCACUGGGCCCCCUGGAUUGGCCCACACACCCGGAGGUCAAAUUCUGUGUUGAACACAGAAUUUGAAAAAUUGCAAAGCCCCAAAGCAGAUGGAGAUGAUAACUUUAAUGAUGACGAAAAAAUGCAUGAGGAGCGGCUCACAGAUGAGCUUGUGAACUUGAAGGUACAGGAGGUCAGGGCACUGUGCAAACAGUGUGGUGUGGAUGAUAAGGGGUCCAAGAUAGACAUGGUUAUGAGACUGUCUGACAAAAUGUCUAAUAGAGUCACCUACAACAAGGUCUUUGAGAAAGUGUGGGGUGCUUCUGGUGGCUGGGCAGUUAUCACUUGCCCAUGUGGGGUUGUGUUUUCAGUCAAAUUCAACCUUAGAGCAGAGAGUCCACGUGACUUUGUGGAUCUCUUGCUGUCCUGGAAACACCUCCCCAAUGUGGCUGUGUAUGAUUAUGCCAGGGGUCUGGCACUGCAUGCCAACCGCAGGCAGCCAGGAAUAUUUGCCCCUUUUCAGGGAAGGUUACUGGAUCCCACCCCAGAGAACGUGAAGCAGGCCUCAGAGGGAAAGGGGAACAGCAAAGACCAGUGUGAGGUUCUAAGAAAGCUGGAGCUUGUGCCUGAACUUGCUGGUCUUAUUAACAGCCAGUGUGCGGAGCAGCUGUUUUCAGGGAUGAGAAAAAACAACUACUUUUUAAAUCAGACAACCCCAUCAACACACAUUUUUCUACAAAGAAACAUUCUCCACCAUUACAACAUGGCAAGGAACCAAAAAAUCAAAAAUCAGUACAGCAAGAUUGUUCCUCCAGAUGUUUCAUUGCAGUUUGACAGCUAUGGAAGGGUUGUCUUAGAUCAUGCUGGGGACAGAAACUCCAAGACAGCCAAGAACAACUGGUAA
Molecule: messenger RNA, 1536 nt
Organism: Gadus chalcogrammus (walleye pollock)
Lineage: Eukaryota; Metazoa; Chordata; Actinopteri; Gadiformes; Gadidae
Exons: 9
Coding region: 1-1536 (511 amino acids)
Source: RefSeq, a predicted model, not a curated record